GAAGCUGAAGAUUUUUGACAAAAAACGAAAAUAUUUAAUUGAUUAAAAUUAUUUGUGCCGUGAAAAUAUCCCAAAAGUAUGAAGAAAUUAAAUACAAAUGAUUCUCGUAUCCCAAAGCCUUCAGGCAUCAUGAAGACUACCAGUAAAAUGUUCGAUUUCAAUAAGAUUAAAGAGGAAAAUCAUUCGCAAUCUUGCACCGAACCUCAGAAAAAACCAUUGACUGAAUAUAACAAAUCAUUCUCAUCGUUUAAAUUUGAAACAACAUCCAAACCAAAUAAUUUAUUUCAAAAAUCAAGCUUGAGAAGAAGUAGAUCUUUGUCAGAUGUUAGAUCAGAACCUGGCCCUGCAGCAAAACGCUUCCAUCCAAUUCUUGAAACGAUCCCAACUAAACGUUUAAGACCCAAUCCGAUUUCUAAAUCUAUUAAGAUCGACACUCUGGGGAAAAGGAAUGCAAUUCAUAACACUUUGAAGGCUGCAUCAACAUCCAAUGUUGUUAAAAUUGUAGCUAAAAAAGCUCCAAUUAUAUCAUCUACAUCAACUUUCAAAGCAAAACCAACAACAACUGCAAGUAAGCCUGAACCAUCACAGCCAGCAAAGACUGUUAACAAAAGACCGGCACCUUAUGACUUUAAAGCUCGAUUUUACAAUCUUGAGGAGAAAUUUAAAAUUCAAAAAGCUAAAUUUGAUAACCAGAAAGAACAAAUUGUUUCAUUGGAAGAACAAAAUGAGCUUUUGGAAAAGAAGGAAGAGGAUCUUGUAAAGAAACUCGAAAUUACCGAAAAAGAGUUAUCAGAAGCAGAUGGCAUUAAUAAACAAUUGAAACUUGAAAUCGAAGAAUUGACAGCAACAAAUGGACAACUUCUUACAAAAAAUACUGCACUUGCUAACUCAUUAUCGUCUACUUCUGAAGAACUUAAUGAGCUCAAGGUGAAACAAGAAAAGCUUGAAAAACUAUCGGAAGAACAUGAAAUUUUGAAGAUUAGAGCUGAAAAUAUGGAACAAAAUAUCGCUAAUGCAUCAGAUCAACUCGCUGAGUCUCAAAAUAAGCUUUAUAGCAUCAACAUUGAACGAAUGGUUUUGCAUAACAUGGUCCUAGACUUGAGAGGAAAUAUAAGAGUCUUUGCUCGUGUUCGUCCUCCAAUAAGUAACGAAGAUGAUAAGAUGGCAUGUGGUUGGUCAUUCAUUGAUGAAACAACACUUGAAAUCGUUAGUAACGAACCCGUAGCUGGAGGACGUAAACAAUUAAGAUAUGAUUUUUCAUUUGAUCAUGUCUUUAAUCCCAACACAACACAGGAUGAAAUAUUUGAAAUAGUUUCGCCUUUAAUUCAAUCAGCUCUCGAUGGAUACAACAUCUGUAUAUUCGCUUAUGGUCAAACAGGUUCGGGAAAAACAUUCACAAUGGAUGGAGUUGAGGGCAAACUAGGAAUCAUCCCAAGAACUGUGAAACUCUUAUUCGACUCUAUCAAUUCAUCUAAAAUUCUAGGAUGGAACUAUUCAAUAACUGCAAGUUUUCUUGAAAUAUAUAAUGAAGUUUUGUACGAUCUGUUGAGCAACGAAGACAAGGAUAUCGAAAUUCGCAUGGCAAAUGCUAAAAGCAAAACUGAAAUAUAUGUCUCAAACAUAACACAGACAGAAGUGAACACAGCAGCAAUGUUGUAUGAAUUGAUGGCUAUUGCAAGAUCAAAUCGAGCAACAGCUUCGACAAUUGGGAAUGAAAGAUCAAGCAGAUCCCAUGCUGUGACGAGACUUGAAAUCGUUGGAACUCAUCCGAGUAGACCAGAGAGACUUGUUGGAUUUAUUAAUCUUGUUGACUUGGCAGGAAGUGAAAGUCCUAAAACAAGCCAAAGGAUGGAAGAAACGAAGAAUAUUAAUAGAUCGUUAAGUGAAUUGAGCAACGUCAUCUUGGCUUUGGUUCAGAAGAAUGAACAUGUUCCCUAUCGGAAUUCUAAAUUAACGCAUCUUUUAAUGCCCUGUCUAGGAGGAAAUAGUAAAACUUUGAUGUUCGUUAACGUUUCUCCAUUCCAAGAAAAUUUCAUUGAAAGUGUUAAAUCGCUUAGAUUUGCUGCCCAGGUGAAUUCUUGUAAAGUAGCAAAAGCUAAACGUAAUCGUCAGUUAGUUGUUAACGCUAACACUACUUUAGUUGGACAAUCGUCUAAUUCAUAAAUCAAAUCAACAAUUCAUUAAAAUAACUUCCCUUUUCUUAUUAUCGAUUUAAAUAUCUUACAAAUUAUAACUUUCAUUAUAUAUUCUAAUCUGAUUUUUCACAAUAAAACAUUCAAACUUAAUAACCAUCAAGCAAAUUUAUUUGAAGAAAAAAAUUUGACACAUGGCAACGGAUCUGAAAUAAAAUUUGAAAC
Molecule: messenger RNA, 2357 nt
Organism: Clunio marinus
Lineage: Eukaryota; Metazoa; Arthropoda; Insecta; Diptera; Chironomidae
Source: the annotation of a GenBank genome assembly